Molecule: messenger RNA, 1929 nt
Organism: Labeo rohita (rohu)
Lineage: Eukaryota; Metazoa; Chordata; Actinopteri; Cypriniformes; Cyprinidae
Gene: cep57l1
Product: centrosomal protein 57, like 1
Exons: 12
Coding region: 246-1721 (491 amino acids)
Cellular component (GO): centrosome
Molecular function (GO): gamma-tubulin binding; microtubule binding; identical protein binding
Source: RefSeq, a predicted model, not a curated record
ACCUUUAGGUUAUGCCUGGCCCCACAGACUUCCAGCAUCGUCAAAGUUGUCUCAUUUUAUGUAAUGAUAAGAAACUGUGUGGUCAUUGUGUGCAUACGGAACCACUGAAGGCGGUAAAAGAAGAGGGAAAUUUGAAACUGGGCGGCGCUGUUGGCUACAGCUGUUGACAUGACACUCAGCUAAUUCAUCUGUACCUCGAUGAAUACAUCGUUUAUUCUUAUGUGUAACGAAGAGACUGACUCAUAAUGGAUCACUUCAGGGAUCAGAGUCUAAAUCUGGACUCUCCAUCUAAACAGAGUUAUGUUGGCAGUUUUUACCAGCCUCCGGAGACACUGUCAAGACCUCUGUACAUAAACGCAGCCACACAUUCACUCGACAGAAAGAGCUCAGGUGUACAGGACAUCAGCCCACAACUUUAUCAGACAGUACCUGAUGCUGGAAGCAGAGCAGUGAUAGCAGCCCUGAAAACACUGCAGGAGAAGAUGCGACGCUUGGAGCUGGAGAGAGUUCAGGCAGAGAGGAACGUCCAGCAUUUUUCUCACACUGUUCAACAACAGACGGAUGCUUCUGUAAGGAGAAAACUGGAUCUCAGCACACACAAGAAUCACUCCUCACAGAGGAAAGAGCUGGUUUCUAAGCUUGACUCCGCAGAAACACGCUGCUCUCUACUGGAGAAACAGCUCGACUACAUGAGCAAAAUGGUGGCGUGUGCAGAGAAAGAGAGAAUCAGUCACCCAGUCAAGCAGGAUUCUGUGUAUAGGGAAAGCACACAUACAGACCCACAAAUGCAGGCCCAUCUCAACAAAUUGGAAAGACUGGAAAAGGAGUAUCUAAGACUCACCAGUACACAGUCUGUGGCUGAGAGGAAGAUUGAGCUCUUAGAACAGAAACUUCUAGAGGAGCAACAUGAACGCAAACUUGUGCAAGAGAAAGCAGAGGAGUUGCAGCGAGAGCUUGAAAACAAUCUCCUCUCGCUUUCUGCUGUGACUCAGCCUAAAUGCAAGAAAAAGAAGAAAGAAAAGGCCUCUUGCAAGAAGCCCUCCUCAGUGAAGGUGGAUGCGCCCACCACUCCUAAGGCUAAACGCCUCCCAUUUGUGGCUGGAACAUCGACCAGUCCCAGCCACUCAGUCAAUGCCAAUGUUCAGAGUGUGUUGCACCUGAUGAAGCACAGAAACCCACGUCUGUGUGAGAGAGUCACCGCACUGCAAAAGUCAGUUUCUGAGAACCAGCGGGCCCAGCGCAGACCUCCGUCCUCCCCCAGCAGAGCAGCUGCUUCACUGGGCAGCCUCUCUGAUCUUCUGCUCGCCCUACAGGAUGAACUAGGACAGAUGAGCUUUGAACACCAGGAACUGGUCAAGCAGAUAGAUGAAACCUCUAAACGAGAGCUUCGUGAUGAUUUAGAGCGAGAGCUGGACUCUCUGGUCACGAGAAUGGAAGAGAAAGCAGCUCAAAUCUCCAAACUGCGCAAACAUCAGCAAACAGUUCAGAAACUCUCCCAGCCAUCCUGUAGCCCCAGGCAGAAGCCACGUAGGGCUGCCAGUGUAGAGGGAAAAACCAGGACACAGAGUGGAGUACAGCCUUUGCCACCGUCCCCUGUCAAAGCCUCAGCCAGCAAGGGACAGAAACAGAGCAGGAGCAGUCAAGAGUCCCUGAGGCUCCUCAAAGAGACACAGAAACUGUGCUCCAGCCUCCGCAGACAGGACAUCGCAUGGGAGACGUAGGUACAUUGCCCUGAAACACACAUCUGGGGCUUAGAAGAAUUGCAGCAGCCUGAAGACACAGGAAUGAUACAAAAUCUGUCCUUUGUCCUGAUUCAUCAACAUCUAAACUCAGAUUUUACUCAAAAACCUAUAUAACUCUCUGUUUAAUGAGAUUUUUCAUUGGUUUUUAUUUCCGUUAAUAUUUUUGUUUGAAUAAUAAGUUGGAAAU